UUUCCUGAUAGUCACCUCCACCACAUGGAUCAAGGGAAUGAUACAUGGAUUUCAGAAUUUCUUCUCCUGGGGUUAUCAAAAGAAUCAGAACUGCAGUCCCUCAUUUUUGGGCUUUUCAUCUCCAUGUACCUGACCACUGUGUUUGGAAACCUACUCAUCAUCCUGGCCAGCAUCUCUGACCCCCACCUCCACACACCCAUGUACUUCUUCCUCUCCAACCUGUCCUUUGUAGACAUCUGUUUCAUCUCCAGCACCAUCCCAAAGAUGCUGCAGAACAUCCAGACACAGAGCAAAGUUAUCACCUACAAAGGCUGCAUCAUCCAGAUGUACUUUUUCACACUCUUUGUAUGUUUGGAUGGUUUUCUCCUAACUGUGAUGGCCUAUGACCGCUUCUUAGCCAUCUGCCACCCCCUGCACUACAUGGUCAUCAUGAACCCCCAGCUCUGUGGACUGCUGGUGCUGCUGUCUUGGGUGAUGGGUGCUCUGAAUUCCUUGUUACACAGCUUAAUGGUGCUGUGGCUGUCCUUCUGUACAGACGUGGAAAUCCCCCACUUCUUCUGUGAAAUUAAUCAGGUGGUCCGACUUGCCUGUUCUGACACCUUUCUUAAUGACAUAGUAAUGUAUUCUGCAGCUGGGAUGCUGGGUGGUGCCUCCCUCACUGGGAUUCUUUACUCAUACUCUAAGAUAGUUUCCUCCAUACGAAGAAUCUCAUCAGCUCAUGGGAAGUAUAAAGCAUUUUCCACCUGCACAUCUCACCUCUCAGUUGUCUCCUUAUUUUAUUGUACAAGCCUAGGAGUAUACCUCAGCCCUGCUGCUGCAAACAGCUCACACUCAAGUGCAACAGCCUCAGUGAUGUACACUGUGGUCACACCCAUGCUGAACCCCUUCAUCUACAGUCUGAGGAACAAAGACAUAAAAAGGGCUCUGAAAAGAAUCACUGCAAUGGCAGUUAUUUAA
Messenger RNA from Hippopotamus amphibius kiboko, 957 nucleotides. RefSeq names its product olfactory receptor 7A17-like. Bases 25 to 957 code for a protein of 310 amino acids. Gene Ontology annotation, biological process: G protein-coupled receptor signaling pathway. The record is from RefSeq and is a predicted model, not a curated record. Lineage: Eukaryota; Metazoa; Chordata; Mammalia; Artiodactyla; Hippopotamidae. Gene Ontology annotation, cellular component: membrane. Gene Ontology annotation, molecular function: G protein-coupled receptor activity; olfactory receptor activity. The transcript has a single exon.